CUAUUGGAACUUCACACAACAUACGUCACGCACUUCUCAAUAUGUUCCACAUCUGCCCGUUUCUUCCCGCCAUAAUCUUCGCUCUUCAUCCUCCUUUUCUUAAUUUCGGAGACAAUAGUUCACCCUUUAUUUUUUUUUUUCCCUAAAAAAACAGAAUAAUCAGAUUAUCAGAGGCAAAAAAAGAAAGAGAAAAAUGGGCAUCAAAGAUUUAUUGAGGUUUAUGAAACCUUAUACUGAACCCAUUCACAUUCAAAAAUACGCUGGCAAACGAGUUGGAAUCGAUGCUUAUUCUUGGCUUCACAAAGGAGCAUACUCAUGUAGCAUGGAGCUGAGUUUGAAUUCAGAGGGUGAGAAGAAAUUGCAGUACAUAAAAUAUUUUAUGCACAGAAUUAAUUUACUAAGGUACCACAAGAUAACCCCAGUUGUGGUAUUUGAUGGUGGAAACAUCCCUUGCAAGGCCGGGACCGAGAAUGAACGACACAGGAGGAGAAAAGCUAACAAGGAAAUGGCAAUGGAGAAACUUAGAGAAGGCAAUGUUAAUGCUGCUACUGAGCUGUUUCAGAGAGCAAUCAGCAUCACUCCAUCUAUGGCACACGUACUGAUACAGACUUUAAAAUCAGAAAAUGUUGAGUUUGUGGUUGCCCCAUAUGAAGCUGAUGCGCAAUUGGCAUACUUAAGUAGCCUUGGAGAAGAACAUAAUGGUAUUGUGGCUGUGAUCAGUGAAGACAGUGACCUCCUGGCAUAUGGUUGCCCAUCCAUAAUCUUUAAGAUGGAUCGAUUUGGCAAUGGCGAAGAGAUCGUUCUAGAUAAGGUUUUCAACUCGACAGAGUCUAAGCCAUCAUUUCGUAACUUCACCACCAAUUUAUUCAUAGAUAUGUGUGUCUUGGCAGGCUGUGAUUUUCUUCCAUCUAUUCCUGGUAUUGGAAUUAGUAAAGCUCAUGCAUUGAUUUCAAAGUACCGAAAUUCAGAUCGUGUGCUAUCAGUUUUAAAGAAUGACAAGGGCAAGCAAGUGCCUGAUUAUUAUGCAAGAUCUUUCAGGGAAGCAGUUGCUGUGUUCCAGCAUGCCACAAUAUAUAAUAGAAAAAAGAAGAAGCUUGAGCAUAUGAAAGAACUCUCAGGAGAGCUUCUGGAGUCACUCGGUGGAGAACUUGAUUUCUUGGGACCAGACAUCCCCGCAACAAUAGCAACUGCUAUCGCUGAAGGUAAUUUAGAUCCUUCUACAAUGGAAGCGUAUGAGCUUUCAGUGGGCCAGCAGAUUUCGGGUACUGCUCAAAGUUUCGAAGAGACCAAAACAGAAAGAGCAGCAGAAGAUAUGAUCAAGAAUUUUAAGCAAAAGAGUUGCCAAAUGUCAGAGCUACCAAAACUGGUUCCAACUCAGAGCUGCUUUACUGUAUAUUCAUCUUCAAGUAUAAUAUCUUCAAGAAAGAAAGUGAGAAAGAUGUCAGACACAAGUACAGUGAUGGUAGAGAGGCAAGUUUUGAAGGAAAAGAACUUCUCAGAUGAAGCUGCAACUCUUUCAAGAUUGGUCACUACUGCAGAGAUUCGCCACAAUGAAGAAAAUUCUACUGUCUCUGAGGUGUUUCCAGUAACAACACCAGAUAACAAUCCAUUUCGUAAACGCAAACUUCAUUCAGAGAACACAGAAACUACCCCUACAAUGAAGUCAUCUCUAACCGAGGAUGAUCAUUCCGAGUUGAAGAGUAACAAUCUUAAUUCUCAGGAAAGUGUAAAUUCUAAGAAUCAGAAGUUGGAUGACAUUAAAGAUCAGGGUAAAGCUAUGAGUAACGGGAAAACAAGAAACUGCAAAAGCUCAGGAAAUAGGAAUAGUAUACUGAAUUUCUUUGCUCGCAUUUAGCGUCCAACUUUUUAUCUCAUGUGAUGUGUAAAAUAUAUUUUUUAACAUGCUCAAUCAGAAGUUCUCAUUCUUUUAUAAAUCAA
Messenger RNA from Beta vulgaris subsp. vulgaris (sugar beet), 1938 nucleotides. Its product is annotated as exonuclease 1. The transcript is spliced from 13 exons. NCBI's taxonomy places the organism in Eukaryota, Viridiplantae, Streptophyta, Magnoliopsida, Caryophyllales, Amaranthaceae. The coding region runs from base 194 to 1855 and encodes 553 amino acids. Gene Ontology annotation, molecular function: protein binding; metal ion binding; 5'-flap endonuclease activity. The record is from RefSeq and is a predicted model, not a curated record.